UUUUCCUUCUGCAGGGAUACUGGUGUAGGGUAUGUUGUUGGGGAUGAGCUGAGCCUUUGACACCAUGAUGAACCCAUCCCAGCCAGACAAUAGCAGCCGGAAGCAGCAGCAGCAGCGCUCCUCGUCUCCAGCCGGCUCUAAAGACGGGGGAUCUAAAGCCACGCAGAAGGGCAGCACCUCGGCAAAGCCCAUCGCGGCAAAGCAGGCUGGAGGAGGCCGAAGCAGCCGAGGUCAGUCCCCCGUUUCAACAGGCAGGGAGCGGCAGGCCGGCGGCGCUCCUGCCGUCAGAGGCGCGGCUGCUGUCCAGGCGUCUGGUGCUGAAAGCCCGACGCUGAGCCGAGGCGGCAUCCACACACCGGAAGACUCCCCCCGCAUUGUUGCUGAUGCCUCCUCGCCCUCCAGAGCAGAUCCAAACCGCGUCGUCUCUGACCAGCCUUGCGCAUCUAAAUCCCCCAAACUGAGGAGCAAAACCCCGAAGGGAGGGGAGGCGGCGACGAGCAGCAACAAGAAGAGCUCUAAAAGCACAAUAGGCUGCGGACCCGGUUUCUGGAAGGAGGGAUGCUUGCAGUCCGAGCUUAUACAGUUCCAUUUGAAUAAGAGCUUGGGGAAGAAAGGGACAAAGAUGCAGACAAAAUCAACCUCACCGCCGGCCUCAGAGCCGGAGCUGUCCCCUGAGCCUGAGUGUCCACAGCCGGCUCCACAGCCGGACCAGGGACUGCAAGACGACAUAGAGAGGCUGGAGGAUGAAAACGAGGAUUUAAAGAUUGAAAUUGAGGAGAUGCGGGCAGAGAUGGAUGAGAUGCGGGACACCUUUUAUGAGGAAGAUGCCUGCCAGCUGCAUGACAUGCGUAGGGAGCUUGAGAGAGCCAACAAGAACUGCAGGAUCCUUCAGUACCGGGUGAAGAAGGCCGAGAGGAAGAGGCUCCGGUUUGCAGAAAGUGGCGAGGUGGAUGGAGAGCUGCUCAGAAGUCUGGAGCAAGACCUCAAGGUGGCUAAGGAUGUCUCUGUGCGCUUACAUCAUGAGCUGGAGAAUGUGGAGGAGAAGAGGACGAGGACAGAGGAUGAGAAUGAGAAUCUGAGGCAGAAGCUGAUAGAGACGGAGGUCACCAAGCAGGCACUGCAGAAUGAACUGGAGAAAGCCAAAGAGCUCUCACUGAAAAGGAAAGGAAGCAAGGAUGGGCCGAAAGCAGAGAGAAAGAUUCCACAGACUCCUAUCGAGGAAGAAAAUGAGGAUUUGAAAUGCCAGCUUGCCUUCAUCAAGGAGGAAGCCAUCUUGAUGAGGAAGAAAAUGGCAAAGAUUGACAAGGAGAAGGACCAACUGGACUAUGAGCUGCAGAAGUACCGCUCGUUCUACGGGGACGUGGACAGCCCUCUGCCUAAAGGUGAGGCUCGAGGGCCCCCCACCACCCGAGAGUCAGAGCUGAAACUUCGCCUGCGCCUGGUGGAGGAGGAAGCUAACAUCUUGGGCAGGAAAAUUGUGGAGCUGGAGGUGGAGAACAGGGGGCUGAAGGCUGAACUGGAUGACAUGAGGGAAGACAGUCUGGCGGCAGCAGGACUGGAUGGUUCUGGUGCUGGAGGUCAGCAGUGCAGAGAGCAGGGCGAGGUCUUGUCAGAGCUGAGGCAGCAGCUUCAGCUGGUGGAGGACGAGGCAGAACUACUCCGCAGGAAUUUUGCAGAUGUGGAAGAAGAGAACAAAAAGGUGACGAAUGAACUAAAUAAACUGAAAUACAAGGCUGGAAACCAUGAAGCUGGAUCGAGAUAUGGAGGAGGAGGAGCUGACUCCGCUAAAAUGGAGGUCCUCCAGGAGGAGCUGAAAGCGGCACGUCUGCAGAUCAAUGAACUGAGCGGCAAAGUCAUGCAGCUCCAGUACGAGAACCGCGUGCUGCUCUCCAACAUGCAGCGCUACGACCUGGCCUCCCACCUGGGGAUCCGCAGCAGCCCCCGGGACAGUGACGCAGAGAGUGAUGGAGGACGGGACGACGACACCCCCUCGGCCUCAGCAUCCUCCCCUCGCCUCCUCCCUCCCCACCGCAAGCGCGAGGGCCCUAUAGGAGGGGAGAGUGACUCAGACGAGGUGAGGAACAUCCGCUGCCUCACCCCGACACGUUCCCUUUUCUCACCUGUAGACAGUCGUUUUUUAUCGAGAAGCCUGAAGGACCGGCAGCAGAUGAUAGACAUCUGCAUCGAGGCGGAGAGGCUGGGUCGGACCAUCGAUAGGCUCAUCACAGACACCAGCACUAUCAUCGCCGAGGCACGGGUAUUCGUCACCAACGGGGAGCUGUUUGCCAGGCUGGAAGAGGAUGAGGAAGGUGGCAGGAUCAGAGACCAUGAGCUGCUGUAUCGAAUCAACGCCCAGCUGAAGGCCUUCAGGAAGGAGCUGCAGAGCUUCAUAGACCGGCUGGAUGUCCCCAGGCAGGAGGACAAACAGGCGGAAGAACCACUGUCUAUGUUUCAGCCCAUUAUUUUGCUGAUCCUCAUUCUUGUUCUGUUUUCCUCACUUUCUUAUGCCACCAUUUUCAAAUUGGUAUUCCUUUUCACCCUCUUCUUUGUUUUGUAAAGCACACCCUCAAUAUCAUGUUAUGUUGAUUUUUGUUAUUUUAUUACAAAUAUUAUUUGUACUUAUUCGUUCAUUUCAAUUCUUUUAUUUUGAACAUGUCACAUAAGGUCACUCAAGGUACAGGACAUUCAUUCUCAUUUUCCA
Molecule: messenger RNA, 2701 nt
Organism: Trematomus bernacchii (emerald rockcod)
Lineage: Eukaryota; Metazoa; Chordata; Actinopteri; Perciformes; Nototheniidae
Product: protein SOGA3
Exons: 10
Coding region: 65-2557 (830 amino acids)
Biological process (GO): regulation of autophagy
Source: RefSeq, a predicted model, not a curated record